This is a messenger RNA of Caenorhabditis remanei, 558 nucleotides long. RefSeq lists its product as uncharacterized. The record is from RefSeq and is a predicted model, not a curated record. Bases 1 to 558 code for a protein of 185 amino acids. The transcript has 5 exons. Lineage: Eukaryota; Metazoa; Nematoda; Chromadorea; Rhabditida; Rhabditidae.
AUGACGUUUUCCAUCGGAUUUUUGCUUUUAUAUCUUCUUUGUCUAGUUGUCAAUCCGAUUGAAAGUCGUGCAUUCGGUCAACGAGUAGAAUAUCAAUACGAAUUUGAUCCGAAAAGAGACAUCCAUCCAAGAGUUCAUGUGAAAUUUGAUGACGUCACUGAUGAAACCGAGCUAAUGAGAAUUUUCAAUCAUCGCAAGUCAUCAGAAGUUCGCAAAUCGCCAUCACGAUAUGAGUACUCCCCUCCAACUUCUCCUUUCUUCGAAGACAACGAUCGUUUUAUGGUGCCUUACGAGGAAAUGGAUCGGGGAAAUCGAGAUGCUGGAUGGCGGAACGUUCCAUUUACAGAGAAUCAGGAAUGGCAUCGGGAAUUCUUGAAUCUUCCCAUUCAUAAGUUUGUUCAACCUGAAUCGCAAGAUGACCUCGCUGAACAAAUGGCGUCGUUCCUUCGUCGUCAAUCCGAGUCCAUUCUCUCCAGACAUUUCCCAUCGAUUCCACGUCAUCGGUUCACCGAUCCGCCAGAGUUUAUGAAUACUCCUAUGCCUAAAUUCGCUUUCUAA